This is a messenger RNA of Laccaria bicolor S238N-H82, 831 nucleotides long. RefSeq lists its product as uncharacterized. NCBI's taxonomy places the organism in Eukaryota, Fungi, Basidiomycota, Agaricomycetes, Agaricales, Hydnangiaceae. The record is from RefSeq and is a predicted model, not a curated record. The coding region runs from base 1 to 831 and encodes 276 amino acids. The transcript has 5 exons.
AUGUUCAGGACCAUCUCAUUCUUUGGGCUUGCAUGCUGGGCUCCUGAUGUUCUCAGUCAGGAUCCUAACUCUAUGUAUAACUUGCUCCAUGAGCACAUUGCUCUUGUGACCUUCGAACAGGUUGCCGCUGGCUUUGGCUAUUCGCAUCUUGGGAUUGAUCUGAGCCUAAUUUGCAAUUUCACUCUCAUGCGAAAGCUCUAUUGCAACUUUGUUUAUUCUUACAUGCAUGGCAUUGCCAAAUCGGAGAACGAUGAGGUUGCGGAGGGGGAUUCAGGCUCUCAGCUCACCUAUCACAUCAACAUUAAGGAUGGUCGCUCAACUAAAGUGAAGUCAUUCUUUCGGAUGCUUGAUUCUCAGCCAAAGCGUCGAAAUUGCAGGGCAGAGCAUACUCGUGAAGACCCUCUCACUCCUCUUGAAUCAGAGCUCUUCGCCUUGCCAAAGUUUACUCCAAUUGACUGGUUUGACCCAGGCUACUGGCAUACCACCUUAACUGUGCAUGAGCGUCUUGACUAUAUAGAGCAUGGCGUCCACAUUGGCCUUCCUCUCGCAGAGGAUUGUCAGACCUGGGAGCAGUGCAGUUUAUGGAAGAACCUACCAGUGGAAGAGUUUAUGGAAACAUAUGGAAAUGCAGUGCUGGCACUGUACAAGAUGCCUACAGCGGAAGAGGUUGAGCAGCUUCGACAGUGGGGGGAAGAACUUGAAGAGUUGGACUUGGAGGCUCAACUUGGGGAUGAGGGAUCUGGGGAUGAGGGAUCUGGGGGUUAUGAAUACAACUCUAUGCUUAUGGAUAUGAGUGCUACCAUCAUCCUCUAUUUAAAGCCCAACAAAUAA